CGUCCCGCUCAAAGCUGCUCAAAGCGCCCAAAAACACAAUAUGCCCGCCCGUCGGACUUUGACUUGCCUCCAAUCUUGACCUUCAAAUCCAUCCUCAACUCAUACACACCGAGAAGCCCACUCUCGCAACCAUGCUAGACGCAGUAACAGUCCUUACAAAAGGCGGCCUAGUCCUCUGGUCCAAAGUCUACUCCCCGCUCACCAAGGGCCCCGCCGCUAACCCGAUCGACAGCCUCGUCCGCACCGUCUUUAUCGAGGAGAACCCGACUACGAACGCUGACGAGGGGUUUACAAAGGACGCUUAUCAGAUCAAAUGGACUUUUGCUAAUGAUUUGGGGUUGGUUUUUGUGAUCGUGUAUCAGAAGAUCCUCCAGCUCGCCUACAUCGACGAACUCCUUGAAGGCUUCAAACGUCUGUUCUGCCAGGCGUUCGCUGAUGAGAUCAGGGACUCAACCGCAUUGCACGACUAUGACUUGUUUGACGAUAACUUUGAGACAUUGUUACAUGCGUUGGAAGCAGAGGAUAAAAUGAAACAGAAAAGGAAAGCCCCUCGCAAAUUCGAACAGACCAAAGCGUAUCAGACAACACUGGCCGCCCAAUCCGACACGGGCAAAGCGGACGCGACUGGGGACAAGGGUGCGGGGUCAAGACCCGCCGUGAUGGAACGCGUAGACACACUCGAUGAGAAGCUUAUGGCUCUUGGGUUAGGGACUCGUAAAGGUGGGAAGGCCGCGAGACGCAAGCCUGGAAGCAAGUCGGGGUCGGGAGGGAAGAAUAGUAGUGCUGUGAGCAGUGAGGGGUCGCCGGCGCCCAACCGGUCGCCUAAACCGCAACGAACCUGGGUGAAUGGAAUCGCGGGAACGGCGUCAUCGGAAAGCCUGGAUUACAGCGACAGCAAGGCGGAGGAUGCUGUCGCGUCAACGUCCGAUUUGGUUGGAACUCACCUCGGAACGCGCGGUGCAGACGGCCUCUAUGACGCCGCAGAAAUGGACGGCCAAGACUCUGACUCCGAAGAAGACAUCGACGAAACCUCCACGCCCCUCUCAACCCCCACCCGCGGCCUCUUCUCCUUCUUCCAAAACCUCACCGCCUCCCGCAAACUCACCCGCGAAGACCUCGACCCCGUCAUGACCAAAAUGCGCGAGCACAUGAUCACCAAAAACGUCGCUUCCGACGUCGCCGACCACCUCUGCACCUCUGUCAUGCAAGAGUUAACAGGGAAGGAAAUCGGCCGCUUCACCUCCCUCACAAAAACAAUCAAACAAAACCUCGAACAAUCCGUCCGCAAAAUCCUCACCCCGAAAACUUCCACCGACCUCCUCCGCGAUAUCAUGGUCGCCAAACAGGCCAACCGCCCAUACACCAUCACAUUCGUCGGCGUCAACGGCGUCGGGAAAUCAACCAACCUGUCUAAAAUAUGCUUCUGGCUUGUCAAGAACGACUUGAAGGUCCUCAUCGCCGCCUGCGAUACCUUCCGAUCAGGCGCGGUUGAGCAGUUACGUGUUCAUCAACGGAAUUUGACCGCUGUCCAGCCCGGCGCGGUAGUAGAGUUGUUUGAUAGAGGGUAUGGCAAAGACCCAGCGGGGAUCGCGAAAGAUGCGAUUGGGUAUGCGGCGAAUAAGGGGUUUGAUGUCGUGCUUGUGGAUACGGCGGGGAGGAUGCAGGAUAAUGAGCCGUUGAUGAGGGCUUUGGCUAAGCUGGUAACACUCAACAACCCCGACAAAAUAAUCUUCGUCGGCGAAGCCCUCGUCGGCAACGAAGCAGUCGACCAGUUGACCAAAUUCAACCAAGCCCUCAAAGAUUUCAGCGGCGUGCGUGACCCGCGACAGAUCGAUGGGAUCGUGCUUUCGAAAUUCGACACGAUUGACGAUAAGGUGGGAGCGGCAUUGAGCAUGACGCAUAUAACGGGCCAGCCGAUUUUGUUUGUGGGGACCGGGCAGACGUAUACGGAUUUGAGGCGGAUGAAUGUGAGGAGUAUUGUUGGGAGCUUGUUGGCUAAGUAGUGAUGUAGGACGGGAGGAGUUUCUGGAUGGGGAGCUGUACUUCUGUUCAAUGAGGAUUGAAUGAAAGGGUGUAUUGGGAUUGAUAUGGAAAGUGAGAUGCCUGAAAGU
This is a messenger RNA of Fimicolochytrium jonesii, 2111 nucleotides long. RefSeq names its product SRP54-type protein. Gene Ontology annotation, molecular function: ATP hydrolysis activity; GTPase activity; GTP binding. Gene Ontology annotation, cellular component: signal recognition particle receptor complex; endoplasmic reticulum membrane. The record is from RefSeq and is a predicted model, not a curated record. NCBI's taxonomy places the organism in Eukaryota, Fungi, Chytridiomycota, Chytridiomycetes, Spizellomycetales, Powellomycetaceae. Bases 132 to 2003 code for a protein of 623 amino acids. The transcript has 6 exons. Gene Ontology annotation, biological process: SRP-dependent cotranslational protein targeting to membrane.